Messenger RNA from Penicillium odoratum, 1968 nucleotides. Its product is annotated as SET domain-containing protein. NCBI's taxonomy places the organism in Eukaryota, Fungi, Ascomycota, Eurotiomycetes, Eurotiales, Aspergillaceae. The transcript has 2 exons. The record is from RefSeq and is a predicted model, not a curated record. Gene Ontology annotation, molecular function: histone H4K20 methyltransferase activity; protein binding. Gene Ontology annotation, cellular component: nucleus. Bases 1 to 1968 code for a protein of 655 amino acids.
AUGCCACCCAAGAAGUCUCGCUCUAUAUCUCCUGCAAGCGAGCGCCGUGAACGCCUGACAUUGGCAAAACUGGCCAGCUAUGACGAUGUCGCAACGGAUGCGCUAGUCGAUCAUGCUUAUUUCUGGACCACUACGCGCAAGAAUCGCACUAAAUAUAGCCCUGCCCGCGGGAUCCACGAUGACGAUGUAGGGCGCAUCCUCCUUCACGAUGUGGUUGUUGCCAAGGACGUCCCACAAGGUGAACGCAAGUUGUUGGAAUUGCCAGGGCUGAGGAAGUACAUGGCAAAUCUGCCUAGUCCUCGCGAGAAAGAGUGGUUUCGUCGCCAUCUCCGAAAGUACGUGCAGAUGUACCACCCGGACUGUCCGUUCGAGGUUACCACGACCAACCGGUAUAUCAUCACACAACACGAAGCCGCUAUAUGCGCCCGCAAGUUCAUUAAAUCGGGUCAAGAGAUCAAGUUUCUGAGUGGAACUCUUGUAUCUAUGACCAAAGAGGAAGAACUGGAUCUUGGCUUGACGCGGAAGGAUUUCAGUGUGGUGAUGUCCAGUCGGCGGAAGACUCCCUCAUUUUUCCUCGGACCCGCUCGCUUUGCCAACCACGACUGUGAUGCUAAUGGUCGCUUGGUGACUCGGGGCACAGAGGGUAUGUCUGUGAUGGCUACGCGCAAUAUCUACGAGGGAGAAGAAAUUACUGUUUCAUAUGGAGAGGAUUAUUUUGGUAUCGAUAAUUGUGAAUGUUUGUGCUUGACUUGUGAACGUGGCGCCCGUAACGGUUGGGCGCCACAACCACAGGACGAUUCGGAUACGAACAGCAAGGAGUCGACCCCCGUCUCGAUGGAUGAAGAGGCCACAGAAAUUCCCAGCAAAAAACGCCGUCGUGAUUCUGACUUGGAUGUGGAAGAUACACCACCCACAAUAUCUUCUUCUCCACGCAAGAAGGCCAAAUUCCGGCGUCAAAUCUCCAAGCUCCGGGAAGAAAUCUCUCUCACGGAGAUCACCGCGACUCCGGAGACUGACCUUCCUUCUACACCUGGCUCUGAUUUCGAUUCCUCUAUCGUCGUGACUCCCAUUGGAAACCGAAAGUCUAAGCUGAGACAAGAGUUGAUUGUCGAUAACAUCUCCGAAUCAGUACAAACUAUCUUGGGAUCUGACCAGUCUGGUUUCCCGGUGAUUACUAGCCAGGCUGCGCCUAUCGAGUCUAUCGAGACCACUAUUGUGACCACAAUAUCCUCCGUCGAUUGUGAAUCCCCUGGAUCUGCUACAGGGGAAUCCCACAGGUCAUCCAGAUCGAGUGCUGCUACUUCGGUGAUCGAACCAGGUCUAAAGGCCCGGAUUGAUUGUCUUGAGACUGACCAGGAUACUUCCGAAACUCCUACAGACCAGCCAGAUAUUACUCGAACCUUGAGCAAUGAUGACCCCGACUUGGCGUCGGACGUAUCUCAAUCUAUUGAGCCUGACGAGACCCUUGCAAAUGUUACCGACAAGCCCAAGGUUCGCCGAACCCGCCGCAAAUGGAAGAUCAUCGCUUCCGUCGAGGACAAGACGCCCAUCGUGCGAGCUCCCGGCGACUAUACUAAAACUUCACGACUCCUCGCCCAGAAAUACGACCGCUGGGUGGAAUGCUUAACAUGCGAUUCAUGGUUUGUCCAAUCCAACUCAUACCAGACCCGCCGUGAGUGUCCUCGCUGUGAGCGACAUUCCAAACUAUAUGGAUUUCAGUGGCCAAAGACGGACAAAGGGAACGAUGGCGAAGACCGGGUUAUGGAUCACCGAACAAUUCAUCGUUUCAUCUCCCCAGAGUCCGAGGCUCGCGUGUCACGCCGUGACCGAGGCAUCAGCUUUGGUAUCACCCCAACUCCUGAACUCUCGGAUACUCGCACCGAGACAGAGGCUAGUGAGGCUCUCGAGCCUCGUCGCAACACCCGUGCGAGCCGCCGCCUAACCCGAGAAUUGCGGUUGACGAUGUAA